Molecule: messenger RNA, 2406 nt
Organism: Dendronephthya gigantea
Lineage: Eukaryota; Metazoa; Cnidaria; Anthozoa; Malacalcyonacea; Nephtheidae
Product: NAD-dependent protein deacetylase sirtuin-1-like
Exons: 11
Coding region: 38-1810 (590 amino acids)
Molecular function (GO): NAD+ binding
Source: RefSeq, a predicted model, not a curated record
GUGGUGUCGAACAGUCGAAACUAAUAACAUAUUCGCCAUGAAUUCCAAACGAGAUUUUGAAGAUAUUGACGAUGUCCUUGCAAAAAGGGCUAGAUUAACGGAUGAGCUAUCGAAUGACGAAGUUUUAGCGCGAGAAAAAGCUGAAAUUGGGCCUCCAUGCCCAGCCAAAGACGAAAGCCACGACGUACAAUCACAUGGCGAAUCUACUAGUUUUCGCGCCAUUACUGAGGUCAAUGGCGAUGACGAUUCGGAGCUUAGUGACUUUGGUUUUGAAUGUUUUGACGAUUUUGACGCACCGGAGGGGCAGGAUCGACAGCCUGUGGCAGGUCCAAUGGGCUGGAUUCAGAGACAUAUCGAGCUUGGUACUGAUCCUUGUCAUAUUCUGAAAGAAAUGCUACCAUCAAAUUUUUCACUGCCUGAAGGUAUGGAUUUAUAUAUGAUGUGGAAACUGAUCUUUGAUCUGCUCACUGACCCACAACCUCGACAAAAAUUGCCUGAUAUUAAUACAUUAGAUCAGGUCUUAGAUCUCUUGAGAUCAUGCAGAAACAUCUUGGUUUUGACAGGAGCAGGGGUGUCUGUGUCUUGUGGUAUUCCAGAUUUCCGAUCUCGUGAUGGAAUCUAUGCAAGACUAAGUAAGGAAUACCCUGACCUGCCAGAUCCACAGGCUAUGUUUGAUAUCAAAUAUUUCCGAAGCAAUACGAAACCUUUCUACAAGUUUGCCAAGGAAAUUUAUCCGGGCAAAUUUAAACCUUCUUUGAGUCACCGUUUCAUUCAUCACUUGGAAAAAAGCAAUAAGUUAUUGAGAAACUACACUCAAAAUAUCGAUACUUUGGAACGAGAGGCGGGAAUUACGCGAGUUAUCGAGUGUCACGGUUCGUUCUCAACAGCGUCAUGCACCAACUGUAAAUACAAUGUACCAUCAACCGCUAUCCGUGAUGAUAUUUUGAACCAGGUGACACCUUUUUGUCCAAAAUGUCAAGUUUCUGAAGACACGCUUUCCGUCAUGAAGCCUGAUAUCGUGUUUUUUGGCGAGAGUCUGCCUCAGACGUUUUAUGACUGUAUUGAACAGGACAUAAAUCAGGUUGAUUUGCUAAUCGUAAUUGGUUCUUCAUUGAAAGUCAGGCCCGUCAAUUUAAUUCCAAAUCAGAUCCCAGCGAACAUUCCACAAAUCUUAAUCAACCGCGAACCGUUAUCAAAUAUGAAUUUUGAUGUGGAGCUCCUUGGAGAUUGUGACACAAUUAUUGCACACAUGUGUAAGCAGCUUGGUGAACCAUGGAGUCAGGUUUUGCAAGGGUUUGAAAUACCCAGCGUCCCGAAGGAAUUUCUCGAGCCUUUCUUACAAACACCACCAGAUUCCCCUGAAGAUCUUCACAACGAAAUGGUUGUUAACCACGACGAUGGUCCCCACAAGGAAUUCUGUGACUCGGAAAAGAAUAGGGUCACGGAAAGUUGUGAUUUACUAGGUCAAAAAGAAAACAAAGAUGUCCCUCAUAUUUUCCUGCCAACAUGUCGAUAUAUUUUCCAUGGUGCUGAGAUCGGCCGUUGUAAUUCUCCUUCGCCAUUCGAUGAUGAUGAUGAAGACGAGUCGAACAAAUCUGAUUGUUCAAGUGAAAUGGAUGAUAAAAUUGACGAGCUGAAUAACUGUAUUGAACAUGGAAUUAAUGACGAAAAAGAAGUUGUUACCGGACAUGUUGAAAAGAAUUACAAAGCCAACUACGAACACACAGUCAAAAACGACCCCGAGCAUGAUAGUGUGAAUGAGAUCGUUGGGGAUAAGUCACUUGGCGAAUGUUUUGAGGAGAAGCGCUGAAAAAGUAUUAAAGAUAAGGGUGGUGUCUGGUUGGUGUAGCCCCCAUAGUCACCUAAGGGAUAGUUCUAGGAAGCAUGGGCGUGUUUUAAAGUUUGAAGUAUAGUUUAGAGUGAUACCCUAACGUAACACAGGGUGAUUUGGGGACUAAUUUUGAAAACAGUAUAUAUGACAUGGAGGACUUUAACUAGUGAGUUUCUUUUAGGAGACAUGUGUUAAGAUAGAAACCACAGCAAAUGUAUCUUUCCAUCAUUUCUGUCCUAAAAAAGUCUUCACGAUUCUUCAUGUUCAUUAUACAAUUGUUUUCAGUCUUUAGAGUUAGUUAGUUUGCAGGGGUAUGGUUAGUUGGACAAUAACCAGUUUGUUAUAUAUAACUUGAAUAUCUACGGUAAUAUAAAAUGUAACUUUUUAAGUAAAUAUUUUGACUUGAAGUACAUAAUGUAUGCUACGGAAUAUUUAAGUAAUGGAAAGGUUAUGCAGUAAUAAACUUCAAUUAAGACCACAGUGGUGUAAAUGUGAGAAAUUAUGAAGAAUUCCUCUAAUUGCUGGGAUAAAUACUUUUUUAAUAUAUUUGUGGAAGAUUAUAUCAAUUAUAUAUU